AUGGCAAGGAUCUGGGAGACGGCCAAAUUAUUAUACGCCGUAGAGCGGGGAAGACCCCGGGAAAGUGACGUCACCAAGCGGAGCUCCCCUUCCCCUCUCACAGCCCAACAUCCAGGGGACUCUGUGGUUCUCUACAACAGUCACCCACUGGCAGUCUCAUGUCCGAACCGGCUGAAGGGACCAACAGCCAUGGUGUCGAUGGGAAAGUCCGGUUGUCCGAGUGUCCACAAACGCAGCUGGACGGACCGCGCGCGUGCUCCCACACCUGGCCAGCAGCGGCACCGGAAGCAGACCCUCACGGCCCGGCUCAGCGACUCCGGCUUCGAGGAGGACUUAGGAUCCUCCCCCGGUCCGGCUCGGGCAGACGGACCGGAGGCUCCAGCAGCGGGUCACCUGUCCGGGACCUGGUGCCUCCAGUACGGACACAUAGGCUUCAGCAUAGAGAGACAGAAAGAGGCGCACUUUCAUCCGUGCAAAAGCCUGGAACGACAACCGCAGCUGACUGCAGACGCCCGGUGCAGGCUGGUCAGCUGGCUCAUCCCUGUGCACAAAUACUUCCAUCUGUCCUUCGAGUGCUGCUGCCUGGCCGUCAACAUCAUGGACAGGUUCCUCACUUCUACACCGGUGGCUGCAGACUGCUUUCAGCUUCUGGGUGUCACUGCUCUUCUUCUGGCCAGUAAACAGGUGGAGGUGUGUUCACCGCGGAUCAGCCAGCUCUUGUCCUUGUGUUGUGACGCCUUCACCAAGGAGCAGCUCUGUAACCUGGAGUGUCUCAUCCUCCUCCGGCUGAACUUCUGCCUUGCUGCUCCAACCCUGGCCUUUUUUCUGGACUAUUACACCAACUGCAUCGAGAGGAAGAAUCCAGACAUAAAAAGAUCUAAAGACCGCAGCUUCCUUGCACAAAAGAUGUGCGAGUUAAGUCUGGCAGAUUACGCUUUCAACAAAUAUCCACCAUCUCUGACUGCCAGCUGUGCACUGACUUUAGCCAAUGAGUUACUGAAAACCACUCAAGGGUCCGUUCCUCAGGCAUCCAUCCAAUCACAGGGGGAGCAGUGGGACGCAUUCAUGGAUGAGCUGUAUGAAUCCAACACUUCAACAGCAGACAGUGUUCCGUCCCAAAUACCUGACAUCGCUCACUGUCGUCCAGACUACAGUCUUGCCCAGGAAUGUAAAAAUAACCUCAAGCUGUUGGCAUCACUAAAUCAGGAGGCAUUAGAGAUCAUGUGACUCCUCUAAUACUUUGACAAAAUGCAUAAAUAUAAUUAUAUUUACAUUUAUAGGCUUUAAAAAGAAGAUAAAAGUGUGCUUGAUACAGUACACUUGUCCUCAUAAAUGAUAAUGAAUGUUUACAUGUUGUUUUAUUUCAUUUUUAUUUUCAGACUAUAGAAGAAUGUUUACCGAGAGUAGAAAUGUGUAUUUCCUUUGAAUUCAUUUUACCUCAAAGCAUUAUUUUCUGUAUAUGCACUGAUUUUAUGCAGGCUCACGUAUUAUGUUAAUAUUGCAAUCAUGUAA
Molecule: messenger RNA, 1512 nt
Organism: Sphaeramia orbicularis (orbiculate cardinalfish)
Lineage: Eukaryota; Metazoa; Chordata; Actinopteri; Kurtiformes; Apogonidae
Gene: ccno
Product: cyclin O
Exons: 4
Coding region: 1-1227 (408 amino acids)
Source: RefSeq, a predicted model, not a curated record